Molecule: messenger RNA, 3347 nt
Organism: Habropoda laboriosa
Lineage: Eukaryota; Metazoa; Arthropoda; Insecta; Hymenoptera; Apidae
Product: zinc finger CCCH domain-containing protein 18-like
Exons: 7
Coding region: 263-3223 (986 amino acids)
Molecular function (GO): metal ion binding
Source: RefSeq, a predicted model, not a curated record
CAGGGUUUUCAGUUUCUGUGCUCUAUGAUUUUUGCGUUUGUGCAUUGUCCUGUUUAAGAUCAAUCUUACGGUAGCAAUUUGAUUCGGGAUUUAACAACGUUUAAUCUUGGAACAAAGUUAACUCUAAAAGCAGUAAAACGGAAACAGGAUCGAAAACUGUAAUCCGUAGUAUCUGGGUGACGCCGGCCACCUUAAGCCUCGGAGCCUUAAAAUCUUCGAAGGCCUACAGACAUUCGCGCAACAAAGGUUAGAAUAGUUCAUCAUGUCAGACUCUAGUUCAGAAAGUUCCUCUUCGGAGAGUUAUGAUGGAAGAAGAAAUCGCAUUACAUCUGCUGACAAUAUGGCAUCACCAAACUUCUCACACCAUUCAUCUGUAUCUGGGCACAAAUCUAGGGCAAGUUCUAUUUCUUCAAGAGAAAAGUCACCUGAAUUUGUUAUAUCAGAAAGAGAUUCAAAGUCCCCAAGAUAUACUCCAAUAUCCCCAAAAUCUCAAAGAUCUGGAUUGGCAUCUCCUAGUGAAAUUGGUUCUCCAAGAUCAACUCGUAGUUUAUCGAAAUCACCACCUGCUUCACCAAAAUCAUAUCAUUCAGGAAAUAAUUCUUUGGAUUCACUUAGAAGUGAUCGCAGUUUAUCUCAUUCUCCUAUACAAGAUGAAAGAUCAUGUCCAUCUACACCUCAUGAUUCUAAAUCUUUACACCUUGAAGAUACAGAACCUAAACAAUUUGAACUGGAAGUAGAUGCACAAGAAUCUGGAGAUAAUUCUCCUAAAUCCUACUCCUAUAAGAACAGUGAAUCAAGACAGAGUUCACCAAAAUCACCAAGAUCAGAACGCAGUUCUGCAAAAUCAUUAAUAUCUGGAAGGAGUUCUCCAAAAUCAGGCCCCACAUCUCCUAUGGAUGAUCAAGAAUCAGAAAAGCAUUCACCACCUCACUCUCCACCAACAAAAGCUGGUUCAUUCAAUGAAUUGGAUGGAGAACAAAUUUCAGAUGGAGAUAUUGAAGAUGAACCUGAAUCAAUGACUAAAUUGAAACCUGCACCAAUUACACAUGGUGAGGAUUUAUCAGAUGUUUCUGAUUUAGAAAGUAUAGAUGGAGUUGAUAGCACUACUGAGCAUGACUCAAUACUCAAAGAAAAUCAACAAAACGAGGAGAAACGUGUAAGUAAUAAUAAAAUAGAAAAAGAAGAUAAAAAUGCACCUGUUGCAUUAACAGAAGAAAGUGAACAACUCGAUUUUGAAGCUGAUGGCCAGUGGAAAGAUGAACGUGACGAAGGAGAAACAGAUGGACCAGUUAUUAAAGAAAACAAAGAGAAGGAUGAUAAAGAUGGAAAAGAUAAAGACAAAGAUAAGGAUAAAGUGAAAUUGAAAGAAAGUGGUGAUGGAAAUGACAAGGAAGAAGGAGAGGAGGAUGGGGAGAAAGUAGAAUCUGAAUUGGAAGAAGGCGAACUUAGCGAUGGUGAUGAUGCCAGACCAGAAGAAACAGAACCAAGACCUGUUUGCCGAUUUUAUAACCGAGGCCAAUGUACAUGGGGAGUUAGUUGUAGAUUCUUACAUCCAGGUGUAACUGACAAGGGUAAUUAUACCAUGUUCGACAUGGUAAGGCCAAUGGCAUAUCCGCCACAUACAGCUACCACACACGAAUUUAGACCGCAUAUCGAUAGGCCAAAUAUGGUGCGACCAUUACCUGGUUAUGGAGCACCGUCACAUACACCGAAAAUAGAAGAUAUUCCUACUGAGUCUGCGUGGGAACGUGGAUUACGACAUGCUAAGGAAAUGAUGCGCAAAGCAAAUAAACGCAAAGAAUCAGAUAUGGACUUUGAAGAGAAAAAAAUGAACUUAAGCUUAGGACAAGAUGAACUAGAUAGGGAAGCAGGAUAUUACGUAAGAGCAGCUAGCCCAGAACCACCUGUCGAAAGGUGGCCGCCUAGAGAGGCAUCGAGAAGAAUACCACCACCAAGGCUUACACCAGAAAGAUAUAUUGAUGAUCCUGAAACUUAUUAUGCACCAUCAACAGCACCACCCGAAUAUUAUAGGAGGGUACAUUAUAAAACAGAUUCUCGAGUGACCACUGAAUAUAGGGAGCGUAUCGAUUAUCAUGCAAUUCCUCGUGGAACGCCUCAUUCUGUUUCUCCUCCGCCACAUAUAAGAGAACGAGAAAGGGAACGAGAGCGUGAACGCGAUAGAGAACGAGAGUAUUACGAGAAAUAUGAAAAGAAACAUAAGCGUCCAUCAAGGGAGGUUAUAGUACAACGUAUUUCACCAACUAAACCUUGGCGAGAGGAGGAACCACCACCAGAGGAACGGGGUAGAGGUGAUGAAUGGGCAGAUCCUUGGAUGCGUCGGAAGUCUCCGAGUACGGUACGACGAAAUACAUCGUCCCGGCGAUCACGAAGACAAUCGUAUUCUUCGGGCUCUUCAUAUUCAUCAACAAGUUCUAGCCGUAGCUCGAGCCGUUCUAGCUACAGUUCUUACGACUCCCUAUCCAGGUCCCGUUCACCAUCCCCUCCCUCUAGAAAUCGUAGUGCUGGCAAAGGGAAAGCAGCAGUGGCAUCGCCGCCCUCUAAUCCCCCAGCAGUUACAGCUGCUGCACCCCAGCGCGGUGCUAUGUUAAUGAAUCCACCUGCUCCUUCUCCUCGACCACCUAAAGGUUCCAUUUCUCCUACAACUGGUACACUUCACCGACGUGCUGGGCUCAACCCACCUGCGCCAAGCCCACUUUCCUCUCAUCAACGUCACCAUGAGAAGGCAAGAGAUAAAGCAGCAAUAGCAGCAGCUGCAGUAGCUAAAGUCAUCAAAAGUCGAUCAAGAUCCAGGUCUUCGCACAGCAGUUCAGGAUCAGAAAGUAGUGGUAGCAGUAGUGAUUCCAGUGAAUCGAGUUAUUCCUCUUCUUCCAGUGAAACGCGUCGAAGGAAAGGUUCGACCCCACCAGUAACGCGAAAAGAUUCCAAGGGUAUCGAUGCCUUAAAGCUUAGCGGUACUAAACAACAAAUCAAGCUUACAUUAAAACCAACAAGUAAUACUACUGCUGUGAAAAAAGUCGAUCGAUCUGCUUUAAUGGCUGGGAAAAAGAGAGGGCUAGAAUCACCACCAUUGAUCGAUAGCAAAGCAAGCGUUGCUGCAGCCGCAGCCAAAGCAGCAAAAAAAGCAAGUUCACGACGAGAAGAAUUAUUAAAACAACUUAAAGCUGUAGAAGAUGCAAUUGCACGUAAGAGAUCGAAGGUUUAAUAACACAGCACACAUUUAUCAUUUUAGAAACAUAUAUAUACACACAAAUACUUCCUAGAUUUGUAUUAUGUAAUUAGCUGCUAUAAUGUAGCUUGUGAUAUGAGAAAAAAGAACAAUUCAUAUC